Molecule: messenger RNA, 5316 nt
Organism: Hydractinia symbiolongicarpus
Lineage: Eukaryota; Metazoa; Cnidaria; Hydrozoa; Anthoathecata; Hydractiniidae
Product: NACHT domain- and WD repeat-containing protein 1-like
Exons: 5
Coding region: 112-5007 (1631 amino acids)
Molecular function (GO): protein binding
Source: RefSeq, a predicted model, not a curated record
AUUAGUCAAGCUUUACAAGUAUUAUGUGAGAAAAAAUGUAGCAAGGUGGAAAACACAUCAAGUAGGUCACAAUACCAUCACAAUGAUUCUAAUUAAAUAACCACAGACACAAUGGAGAAGGGUGUUUUAGAGGGUAAUUUGUCAGACUUGCGUAAUGAAGAUUCGAAUAUUGUUCGAAUUUUCACAUGUACUGCAUUAGCAGAUAUGUUGCCCGAAAGAAAUUACCUGAUGAAAAACACUUAUCCACAACUGCGAGAUGUAUGUUCAGAGUUGGGAUUGGAGUUUGAAGUAGUGGACCUGACAUGGAGUGCUAGUGAGGAAACCUGCGUUGAUAAUGAAAUUACUGAGUUAUCUUGGAAAGAAAUUUCAAACUGUCAACGGCUGUCGCAUGGGCCAAAUUUCAUUACUCUUUUAGGAGAUAAGCAUGGUUGGCGUUAUCUCCCAUCAACCAUUGCGGAGGAAGAAUUUGAAAUAUUGGUAAAGAUCUUAAAAGAAGAAGGGAAAGAUGUAACUUUGCUACAAACAUGGUUUGAGAAGGACAAUAAUAUUAUUCCACCUACGUAUGUUUUGCAGCCUACUAGCAUAUCAUCGUUCAACUAUAUGGACAACCAAACCACUUCAAAGCAGAGUGACAUACGAAAAAGAUGGUUGGAUAAAUUUGAAGAAAUAUCACAAAUUUUGCGAGAUGCAGUUCAAAAAGCUGUAGGGAAAGAAGUCUUACCAGCUCACACUUGCGAUAAAUAUCUAAUGUCAGUGACUGAACAUGAGAUACAAAAAGGACUAUUCAACUCGCUGGAUCCAAUAAAGCAGUGUUCUUGCUUUGUUCGUGUUUUGCAAGACGUUCCACAAGCCGUAGACGACGUAACUAUUAAGUUAUACUUUGAUAACAUCGAUGAUAAGACUGCUUCGGUGGAGAAACAAAGACACGACAACUUAAAGUUUGAAAUGAUCCCGAAAGUUCUAGACAAGAUUACACUCGAAAAUUUCGAAGUGAAAUGGAAAAGUGGUGGAAUGGAUCCAACUUUUAGUGAACAUAAAAAGUAUCUUCAGCAACUUGGAACAAGUGUACAAUCUAUUUUGUUGAAUCAGAUUCAUGAAUAUUCUGAUAAGCGUUUACAAGAUGGCGCUGUUAACCGAAAUAAAUUAAUAACCGAAGUUUUACAUCACAGCUCGUUUUGCUUCAAGAUGUGCAAGUCUUUUUAUGGAAGAGAAAAAUUAUUAGAUAAUUUAAAAUUCGCGCUUGGAUCCAAAAUAAAAAUUGCUGAGCAAGACGUCUUCGUCCUUUAUGGCGCGUGUGGUUCAGGAAAAACGUCGGUGAGCGCCAUGCUGGUAAAACAUGCAAGAGAGUGGUUUAACGACCCAAACAUGGUGGUCAUCUCGCGCUUUCUAGGAACGUCACAACAAAGUAGUAACAUCAAUGAAUUAAUUUCUAGCUUGUGUGACCAUAUAAGUGAACUGUACAAUCUCGAAAAACCAAGCUCUGAUAUCUUAAAUGACGUAAACAUGAUGAUGCGAUACUUCCAUUAUCUUUUGCAACAAAUAAAAUCUCCACGUCUUCUCAUUGUGUUGGACUCGAUUGACCAACUAUCUGCAAAAAACAAUGCAUAUUCAUUAACAUGGCUACCAGAAAACCUUAAUGAGAACGUUUCAAUUGUCGUAUCGGCCCUCUCUGAUUGUGCAAAUAUUCUCGAUAUUCUCAAGACACGUUACACAUUUCCUGAUAAUUUUUUACCAAUCGAGGCACUGAAUGAAGCAGACAUUUCCACCAUAUUAGAUAACCUGUUUGCAGAGCGCAAGAGAAGGUUAACAGCGGACCAACAGAAUUAUCUAUUUGAGUGUUGUACGGCAUGUCCGAAUCCUCUAUACGUGAGACUUGUGUUCGAUAAAGCUUCUAAAUGGAAAUCUUUUGACUCGAUUACUUCAAUUUCCCUCCCAACAACAACAAAUUCAGCGAUAUCAUCGCUAUUUCAGGAGACUGAAGCAAAGUUUGGAGAAGUUGAAGUGUCCCAUGCUUUAGGAUACAUCACUGCUUCGAAAAACGGUUUAACAGAGAAUGAACUUGAAGACAUUUUGUCAUUAGAUAAUACAGUGUUAAAUUCUGUUUACGCCGAACAUUCUCCGCCAACCGAAGAGUUCAUUCGCUUCCCGUCUUUGUUUUGGAAGCUGAUUCGCUAUCAUUUAGAAAGUCAUCUUGUAGAAAAAAAUUCCGAUGGGUGCACGGUACUUAAGUGGUCUCAUCGCCGACUCAGGGAGGCUGCGGUGGAUAGAUACUUAUCCGACGAAACGAAGACGAAACAUUUGUAUAAUAUUCUGUCGGACUUUUUUCUAGGAAAAUAUUCCAAUGCAAGUGGCAAGACUGUUUGUUUAAAACAAAGUCAGAAAGUUUUGAAAGAUGUUGACCGAUUAGUAAAAACACAACCGUUGACUUUUCAAAAAGGUUUAUAUAACUUUAGAAAGUUAAACGAGAUGCCGUCAGCAAUGAUAAAGAGUGGAAGACAAAGGGAGUUGUUUAAAUACGUGUUUUUCAAUUUCCAAUGGAUUGAAUGCACGAUAAAAGCCUUGUCAGUCAGACAUCUUGUAAACGACAUGAUUUGUUACCUCGAAUUGAAUGACGACCGAGAAGUAAAAGUGGUACACGACGCGUUCUUACUAAGGUUAAAUCAUAUUGAGAAAGAAAAAGAUCAGGUAGCAAGUCAAUUACUGGGUACAUUAAUAGGAUUUGAGGAAAAAGGAAUGGAGAAUGUGAAGAAGUUACUUUUUGCCUGCAGACGUCACAUCCAUGAUCUUAAUAAGGCUGCGUUGUUGCUGAGAUCUGCAUGUAUGAUCCCACCAGGGGGAACACUGCGAACAACACUACAUGGACAUCAGGGAAAUGUAGAAAAGGUGAUCUUUUUGACCGAUAUAGACAAUAUUGUUUGCUCGUGUAAGGGAAAAGAUCGCUUCAUUUACGUGCACUUUUGGUCCAUAAGUGCAGCUUGUAACCUAAAGGUUUUAAAAUUUCCUUGUAAUAGGUAUGCAGAUUUAGUAUGGAAGAAAGGAUGGGAAUAUCUCCUCAUAAUAGCUGAUCAAAUCAGUUACGUUGACAUUCGUAGUCGAUCUGUCACACACUCUGUGAAGAAUCCAAACGCACCAAUAUCAUGCUUAAAAGAGAAACAAGAUGGACAGCUGGUAGCGUUGGCUCAUACAAACGGUCACGUGCGUAUCCUGGCCGUCAAAAUGCGCAAAGUAAUUGCAGAAUGCGAAGACUUAAAAGAUAUAUGCUCUAUGGAGUUCCUUUCAAAUUCGACUGAAGUAGCAAUUGCUUCAGAUAAUUUAGCUACUUUAGCCUUGCUAAAUUAUAGUAACCAUCAAGUGCGACAUUUCGAGGCUCCGCAAAACAAAACAAAAAUGGCAUCCAUGUUGCUGUCAAUGGCAAACGAUAGUGUCUUGGUCUCCACCUCAGAUAAUAUAAUAAACGUUUGGGAUGUUAUCAAUUUGUCAUUCUCAUAUAGCCUUGAAGAUCAUCAAGAUAAAAUACUUAGCGUAGAAAAGGUAAAUGAGGACGUGUUUGCUUCGGGUUCAAAGGACAACACCAUUAAGAUCUGGUCCGUUGGUCAUCAAACUUUACUUAAAAACAUGACAGGGCAUGAAAACGCUGUAAGCUGUUUAAAAUUUUGCUCAACAUCUAAAAGAUUGUUCAGCGGCUCGAGAGAUGAGUACGUAAAAAUUUGGAAUCUGGAAACAUCAUUGUGUGAACAUACCCUAAUUGGUCACUGUUCUUGGAUAUCGUCUGUUGAUGUAUCACACGAUGGAAGCAUCGUUGCUUCUGGAUCUUCUGACGGCAAAGUUAAAAUAUGGAAUACUAAGGUUGGGAAGGAGCAAAUAAAACAACCAAAGUUUGUUCACCAUCAAAAACUUUGUAAUGGGGCAGUGAUUUCAAAUAACGGUUGUUAUGCAGCGACUAUAAGUGGUAAAGAAAAAUUGAUCGUGUGGAAUGAGUCUAAAACAAUUGCAUUGCGAGAGAUAGAAAGUGAUCCUGCUUGUGUAGCUUUUUCGAACCAAAAUUCGAGAUUGGUCAUCGGGACUGGAGAAGGAUUUGUUAAUGUAUACGAUAUAACAGAUAAAGCUUUCAAUCUUUGCUUUUCGCAUAAAUCUCACUAUAAAUCCGUAGUCGGUGUGACUCUCCUUGAUAAAACGAAAACUGUCGUUUCUGUGGGCGAAGAUGGAAAUGUAACACUCUGCGAUCUUCAUUUUCAAGAAGAACUCCAAAGGCUUGAAUGCCAUAGCUCUGAUAUAUCUUCUUUUUGCCUCUGUCAGGAAACUGGUCUAUUAGCUACUGGUGGAGGCGACAAUGUCGUUACAGUGUGUCGCAUUUACAACGAAGAAAUCGUCAUAAAAAUGAAAUUAAAAGGACAUGAAAAAAUGAUUUCUUGUGUGACCACGUCUGCCUGUAAUAACUACCUGUUAUCAGGAGACGGAACUGGUUUCAUAUUUAUUUGGAAGCUCUCAGAUGGAGAAAAUAUUUUAAAACUUAGAAGCGGACACGAUUCUGUCACGCAAAUAAUCUCUUUACAAGACAACGAAUUUAUAUCUGCAAGCCUAGACACUCUCCGUCAGUUAAAAAAGUGGGAUGUUUCGUCGGAAGAAGCAGUUAUAGAGUACGAAGGUCAUGCAAACGCAGUACUGUGUGUUAAAUGCACGGAAGACAACAAGUACAUGCUCUCCUGUUCACGUGAUGGAACUAUCAAGCUUUGGGAUAUUGCAAGUGGAGAUUUGUUAGACUCGAUUGAUUUCCACUCUCCGAUUAAACACCUCGAUAUCUCGAGUUUGUGCGAAGAUUAUUUUUACAAACUUGUUGCAGUUACGAAAACAGGUAGUGUUGCUUUCAUGCGCUUGCUGUUACCCGAGGAAGAACAAUCGAGUCGGAUGAAUGGAACAUUGAUUUUGAUGAACAAACAUAAUUUGCUCGAUAACACAGACAACUUAAUACCAGUUCGAACUAAAAAAUGUUGCUGCGCAAUUAUAUAGAUUGGAUAUUAAAAGAGGAAAAUAUCCAAUACAGGAAACAAUCACUCUUUAAUCAUUUUUACGAUAAUUUUUCAAAACGCUAGACACACGACAUAAACAUUUGACGAUACUCUUUCAUAACGUACAUGAAAUUACAUUGAAAAUUACAAUGAAAAUACAUUGAAUUGAACUAUACGCCUUAAUCUUCUAGAUUAUACUUUGUAAAUACGAAAAUGUAAAUAUAGACACAAAAAUCUAAGGUGUUAUUGCCAAGUGUCCUUCGUUUCGCCGAGCGCUUAUUUCCAUAACUUUUUCGCGCGAAAUUAAUUU